Myxocyprinus asiaticus (Chinese sucker) is the source of this 823-nucleotide messenger RNA. RefSeq lists its product as uncharacterized. The record is from RefSeq and is a predicted model, not a curated record. The transcript is spliced from 2 exons. Lineage: Eukaryota; Metazoa; Chordata; Actinopteri; Cypriniformes; Catostomidae. Bases 236 to 787 code for a protein of 183 amino acids.
GCCAGUGCCUGAAGCCUCACCCAUCCCAGAGCCAGUGCCUGAAGACUCGUCCAUCCCAGAGCCAGCACCUGAAGCCUCGUCCAUCCCAGAGCCAGCGGCUGAAGCUCGUCCGUCCCAGAGCCAACGCCUGAAGCCAUGUCAUGGCUGCUCUGCCAAGCCAUGCUGUCAUGCCUGCCAUGCCAAGCCAUGUUGUCACAUCUGUCUUGUCAUGCCAAGCCGCCACUUCUGACCCACUAUGCCUGGCCGCUUAACCCCUGGGUCUCCGCCUCCAUCGGCUCCGCCCCCUGGGUCUCUGCCUCCAGUGGCUCCACGCCCUGAGUCUCUGCCUCAAGUGGCUCUGCCCCCUGAGUCCCUAGCGGCUCCGCCCUCUGAGAUUCCAGCAUUCCUCGCUGUCUCAUCAGGCCCUGUUUCAAAGCCCACGUCUGUCUCAUCAGGCCACAUUCCUGGCCAUCCACCAGAUCUGCCCUGGUCUCCUAGACUCCUGCUGGAUCUGCCCUGGUCUCCUGGCCUCCUGUCACAUCCACCCUGGUCUUCUGGCCACCCACCGGAUCUGCCCUUGCCUCCUGGCCUCCCACCGGCUCCACCCUGGUCGCCUGGUUCGCCCUGGUCUCCGGGUCAUCUGCCAGCUCCGCCCUGGUCUCCUGUUCCACACCAGCCACCAGACCCUCUGCCCUUGUUGCCUGGUCUUCCCUGGAAUGUGAUACUCCUUAGCUGGUUCCCCGAGGAUGGAUGGAGGGGCCGUCUGAUAUUGAUAAACAAACACAUACACACCUUAAAUAACAUGUGAUCAAAAAUCACCAAAUACUUUGGUGUCUUGUUUGAG